Molecule: messenger RNA, 1161 nt
Organism: Mastomys coucha (southern multimammate mouse)
Lineage: Eukaryota; Metazoa; Chordata; Mammalia; Rodentia; Muridae
Product: H-2 class II histocompatibility antigen, A-D beta chain
Exons: 6
Coding region: 94-894 (266 amino acids)
Biological process (GO): peptide antigen assembly with MHC class II protein complex; antigen processing and presentation of exogenous peptide antigen via MHC class II; immunoglobulin production involved in immunoglobulin-mediated immune response
Cellular component (GO): membrane; MHC class II protein complex
Molecular function (GO): MHC class II protein complex binding
Source: RefSeq, a predicted model, not a curated record
GUUUUCAGAUCACUCUGGGCUACAGAACUUUGCUUUCUGAAGGUGGCACCGCAGGUGUGAGUCCUGGUGACUGCCAUUACCUGUUCUUUAGAGAUGGCUCUGCAGAUCCCCAGCCUCCUCCUCCUCUCAGCAGCUGUGGUGGUGCUGAUGGUGCUGAGCAGCCCAGGGACUGAGGGCGGAGACUCCCCAAGGGAUUUCGUGUUCCAGUUCAAGGGCCAGUGCUACUACACCAACGGGACGCAGCGCAUAAGGCUCGUGACAAGACACAUCUACAACCGGGAGGAGUACGUGCGCUUCGACAGCGACGUGGGCGAGUACCGCGCGGUGACGGAGCUGGGGCGGUCGUGGGCCGAGUACUUCAACAGCCAGCAGGAUACCCUGGAUCGGGUGCGGGCCGAUGUGGACACGGUGUGCAGACACAACUACGAGGGGGGGGAGUCCAGCACGACCCUGCGGCGGCUUGAGCAGCCCAAUGUCGCCAUCUCCUUGUCGAGGACAGAAGCCCUCGACCACCACAACCUGCUGGUCUGCUCGGUGACAGACUUUUACCCAGCCCAGAUCAAAGUGCGCUGGUUCCGGAAUGGCCAGGAGGAGACGGCGGGGGUCGUGUCCACACAGCUUAUUAAGAAUGGGGACUGGACCUUCCAGGUCCAGGUCAUGCUGGAGAUGACUCCUCAGCGGGGGGAGGUCUACACCUGCCAUGUGGCUCAUCCCAGCCUGGAGAGCCCCAUCACUGUGGAGUGGCGGGCACAGUCUGAGUCUGCCCAGAGCAAGAUGCUGAGCGGCAUCGGGGGCUGCGUGCUCGGGGUGAUCUUCCUCGGGCUUGGCCUUUUCAUCCGUCAUAGGAGUCAGAAAGGACCUCGAGGCCCUCCUCCAGCAGGACUCCUACAAUGAUUCAGAGUGUUUUGACUGUGUUGACUGUCUCAUGUAAGGCCUGCAUGUCCCUGCCCCAAAUUCUCAUCUGUGUCAGCCUGCCUGCCACUCUUGGAUUCAGCUUCUAGCAUGGUGCUAGUGCACUUAGCUCAGCUCUUUCAAUCCCCGAGUCUCCAAGGAUCUGUGUUAGGCUCUGUCCCAGGCUGAUUUUAGAGAUUGUGUAUUGCACACCCCAGGCUUUCUGUUUCCACUGUCCACAUGGGCUGCUGAAUAAAUGUGCUGAAAUCA